This is a messenger RNA of Drosophila elegans, 4640 nucleotides long. It is a transcript of the gene smo, whose product is annotated as protein smoothened. Gene Ontology annotation, biological process: commissural neuron axon guidance; smoothened signaling pathway; central nervous system development. Gene Ontology annotation, cellular component: plasma membrane; cilium; dendrite. NCBI's taxonomy places the organism in Eukaryota, Metazoa, Arthropoda, Insecta, Diptera, Drosophilidae. Gene Ontology annotation, molecular function: patched binding; transmembrane signaling receptor activity. Bases 314 to 3445 code for a protein of 1043 amino acids. The transcript has 6 exons. The record is from RefSeq and is a predicted model, not a curated record.
GGUGUGACCAUUUUUCAAAUGGUAAAAAAUCCCCGACAAACUUCGAUAACACCAAUGUAUGUAUCGAUGUAUUUCCACCUCUAGCUUCCUGCGAGCACUGCGCGAUUUAUUUUUGUUUUUCUGCUUGGUUCCGUGCUGUUCCUCACUUUAAAUACUCUGCACUGUCAGCCGAUUUAAGGACUUAUCAAUCUAGGAAAUUCCAGAGAAGCCUCCAGCGUUACGAUGCAUUGAAGAGCGUUUGAACAGCAGCGGCGGGCAUCAAGCCCAUUUAAAUUCACCAAAGGCGGCGGCUACUUAAUGUUAUUAAUAGCGGAUGCAGUAUUUUAACUUUCCACGCACGCCCAACAUUAUGCAGAUGAAGUACCUCGAACUCGCGAUCUUGUGGCUGUGGGUGGCAGGAGCAACCGCUAGUUUGCCCAAAUUCAGCACCACAACGCCAGCGACGAGUGCUCAGCAAUCGGAUGUGGAACUGGAGCCCAUCAAUGGGACACUCAAUUACCGGCUGUAUGCCAAGAAGGGCAAGGACGACAAGCCCUGGUUCGAUGGCCUGGACAGCAGGCAGAUCCAGUGCGUCCGUCGAGCCCGUUGCUACGCCACCACGAACGCCACCAACACCUGUUUCGGCUCCAAACUGCCCUACGAGCUGAGCAGCCUCGAUCUCACAGACUUCCACACCGACAAGGAGCUGAACGAGAAGCUGAACGACUACUAUGCCCUUAAGCAUGUGCCUAAAUGCUGGGCGGCCAUACAGCCCUUUCUGUGCGCCGUCUUCAAGCCAAAGUGCGAGAAAAUCAAUGGACAGGACAUGGUCUACCUGCCUUCGUACGAAAUGUGCCGAAUAACCUUGGAACCCUGUCGCAUUCUGUACAAUACCACGUUUUUCCCGAAAUUUCUGCGCUGCAACGAGACUCUCUUUCCGCUGAAAUGCACAAACGGAGCGCGAGGAAUGAAGUUCAAUGGAACUGGUCAGUGUUUGAGUCCUUUGGUGCCGACUGAAACGUCGGCCAGCUAUUAUCCAGGCAUCGAGGGCUGCGGUGUGAGGUGCAAGGAUCCGCUGUAUACCGACGACGAGCACCGGCAAAUCCACAAGCUGAUCGGCUGGGCUGGCAGUUUGUGCCUACUCUCCAACCUCUUUGUGGUGGCCACCUUCCUCAUCGAUUGGAAGAAUGCUAACAAGUAUCCGGCUGUGAUUGUAUUCUACAUAAAUCUGUGCUUCCUAAUUGCCUGCAUUGGCUGGCUGCUGCAGUUUACUUCGGGAUCCAGGGAGGACAUUGUUUGUCGCAAGGAUGGAACGCUCCGCCAUUCGGAGCCCACGGCCGGCGAGAAUCUCUCGUGCAUCGUGAUAUUUGUGCUGGUCUACUAUUUCCUUACCGCUGGAAUGGUUUGGUUUGUGUUCCUCACCUACGCCUGGCAUUGGAGGGCCAUGGGCCACGUCCAGGAUCGCAUCGACAAAAAGGGUUCCUAUUUCCACCUGGUGGCCUGGUCACUGCCUCUGGUUCUAACCAUUACCACGAUGGCUUUCAGUGAGGUCGAUGGCAACAGCAUUGUGGGCAUCUGCUUUGUCGGCUACAUUAAUCAUCCGAUGAGGGCAAGCUUGCUUAUCGGACCGCUCUGCGGUGUGAUCCUCAUUGGUGGCUACUUCAUCACCCGGGGCAUGGUGAUGCUUUUUGGACUGAAGCACUUUGCCAAUGAUAUUAAAUCAACUUCUGCGAGCAACAAAAUCCAUUUGAUCAUCAUGCGAAUGGGAGUCUGUGCGUUGCUCACUUUGGUUUUCAUUCUGGUUGCCAUUGCUUGUCACGUUACGGAGUUUAGGCAUGCAGACGAAUGGGCCCUGAGCUUUAGGCAGUUUAUAAUUUGCAAAAUCUCUUCCGUUUUCGAGGAGAAGAGCUCUUGUCGCAUCGAAAAUCGCCCCAGUGUGGGCGUCCUUCAACUGCAUUUGCUUUGUCUGUUCAGCUCCGGAAUUCUGAUGUCCACCUGGUGCUGGACACCAUCUUCCAUUGAGACUUGGAAGCGGUACAUAAGAAAAAAGUGCGGCAAGGAGGUCGUCGAAGAAGUCAAAAUGCCCAAGCACAAGGUCAUUGCCCAGACGUGGGCCAAGCGCAAGGACUUCGAGGACAAGGGCAGGCUCUCCAUAACGCUCUACAACACCCACACGGAUCCCGUGGGCCUCAACUUCGAUGUGAACGAUCUGAACUCCUCGGAGACGAACGACAUCUCCUCCACCUGGGCUGCAUACCUGCCGCAGUGCGUGAAACGUCGCAUGGCUUUGACGGGAGCAGCGACAGGUAACUCGUCGAGCCAUGGACCGCGAAAAAGUUCCCUGGAUUCGGAGAUAAGCGUGAGUGUUCGUCAUGUUUCCGUUGAAUCUCGCAGGAACUCGGUGGACUCGCAGGUUUCGGUGAAAAUAGCUGAGAUGAAGACCAAAGUGGCAUCCAGAUCAAGGGGUAAGCACGGGGGCGCGUCCAGCAACAAGAGAACUCAGAGGAGGAGGGAUUACAUAGCGGCUGCCACUGGCAGGAGCAACAGGCGAAGGGAGAGUAGUACUUCGGUGGAAUCGCAGGUCAUUGCGCUCAAAAAAACCACUUACCCCAAUGCUAGUCACAAAGUGGGCGUGUUUUCCCAUCACAGCUCCAAAAAGCAACACAACUAUACCAGCUCCAUGAAACGGAGGUCAGCGAACGCUGGUCUGGAUCCCUCCAUCCUGAAUCAAUUCCUGCAAAAGAAUGGCGAGUUUAUAUUCCCAUUCCUUCAAAAUCAAGACAUGAGCUCUAGCUCGGAGGAGGAAAACUCGCGGGCCUCCCUGAAGAUACAGGAUCUCAAUGUGGUUGUGAAGCAGGAGGAGUUCAGCGAGGAUGAUGGUCACGAUGGAGUCAAGAUUAAAGAACUACCAAAUAGCAAGCAAGUGGCUCUGGAGAAUUUCCUCAAGACCAUGAAAAAAUCGAAUGAAUCCAAUGGCGGCAAUCGACAUUCCCGCAACUCCACAAGAAGUCGUCAGUCAAGGAAGUCCCGCAAGAGCCAUCCUAAAACGACUGGUCUAGAGCUGGAUUUCAACAGGGAUUAUGUCCGAAGGAAUCGCUCCAAUAACUCCCUUAGCUGCUCCUCCGAGGAACUGGACGUGGCCUUGGGUCUGGAUUUGGGCAGCCCGCUAAACAGUUCCUAUUCCGGCAUGUCCAUGGGCAAACCUCAGAGCAGGAACAGUAAAACUAGCUGCGAUGUGGGCAUUCAGGCCAAUCCCUUCGAGCUGGUUCCCAGUUAUGGGGACGAGGAACUGCAGCAGGCCAUGCGACUCCUAAACGCUGCCAGCAGACAAAGAAACGAGGUAGCCAACGAGGACGGUGGAGGCACGGAGCUGCAGGCCCUUUUGGGCCAAUCCCAUCGACAUCACAGAGAGCCAUCGUUCAUGAGCGAGUCCGACAAACUGAAAAUGUUGUUGCUGCCCUCAUAAUAGGAAGACUAAGCGGUUAAUUAAUGCAUUUACUUAAGUUUUUGAAACUAUUUUCAAAGGUCCUCCAAGACUGUUUCGGUUUUAUUAGCUCAAAGUCAAUUGUUGUGGAUAACUAGAUGUUUUUGAUAUCUGAUAAAUUUUAAGGUAUUCACUUGAUUCUUAUUUUUUAUAAUGAAUUUUUAUCAUUUCUGUGUCUAACAUAAUUUGCAAAUCAUAAAAUGUAAUGCUAGCAGCUAGGCAAAUUGUUUUAAAAUUCUUUUUAAAAAUUAUAUACCAAUUGAUUUUUUUAUUUUUAAUCUUUCAAUGUUUUUAAUCCGUUAAAAAAUGUUUCUUAAACUUUCUUUCUCCAUUUACCCCUGCUGAAAAAGAGCUACAAGUACUGAAACUUUAUAUAUUCGUAAUUUUUUAUUGAGUCCACAAAAUUAGAAACAGAAGUGAUAUUUUAUAAAAAAAAACUAUUGAUAGAUUAAAAGCUAAUCUUUAAAGAAAUCUGAAAGAAACCGAAAUAGGUCACAUGUAUAUUUUUUAUGCAGCUUACCUAUUAAUUGUUUUAUUGAGCAGAAUAAGCUAAACUACAACUACGAAUUACGAAUACUCAUAGACAUUAAGAUCCGAACAUUAAUUUACAAACUUUUCUUCCCAUCUAGCUAGUAAGCAUUUGAAACUCAGUGUACCUUUGUGAAUUACUGUUUCCUUAAUCCUGGUACUCACGCAAAAAUAAAUGUUCAUUCAUUUUCCUUUUCCGUGAGUACAAAGUUUUAAGCAUUUUAAACAUUUUUCAUGCAAGUUUACAUAGCGAUGUGGUUAUAGUUUCUUCUUAACGGUUUUAUUGAGCAGAAAAACGAAACUACAACUACGAAUUACGAAUUCUCUUAGACAUUAAGCUGCAAGCGUUAUUUUACAAACUCAUCUUCCCAUCUAGCUAGUAAGCGCAUUCGAAUGUCUGUGUACGGUUGUAAAUGACUGUUUUUAAGUGCUCACGCCAAAAUAAAAGAAAUCAGGAAAUAUUUUCCUGAUCAAUUUUCUUUGCCGUGAGUACUGAGCCUUAAAAUAGACCCUAGAUUAUACAUUAAAGUACGAUACAAAUAGCUCUCUUUGGGCAAACAAAUCGUACCUCGAAAAGUGCCUACAAUUUUACAAAAUGUCUCUUAGUAUUAGUCUUGUGUAACCUAAUAAACCGAUUUAAAAUCCUCGA